Messenger RNA from Engraulis encrasicolus (European anchovy), 829 nucleotides. RefSeq lists its product as uncharacterized. The transcript has 6 exons. Bases 116 to 748 code for a protein of 210 amino acids. NCBI's taxonomy places the organism in Eukaryota, Metazoa, Chordata, Actinopteri, Clupeiformes, Engraulidae. The record is from RefSeq and is a predicted model, not a curated record.
GGUACUAGAAAGUGAAGUAUGACGUCACGGCGUGUUACACGAUAAUAUUUCCCCACGUGGGUAGGGGAAGGCAAACGUUGCCUCGUGUGUGAAGUGGAAAUCUUGAAAUUACAGAAUGGUCGUCAAAACAAAAAGUGAUCCAUCCAAAAUGAAGAAGAACAAGACGAUGAAAGACAAGAAAGGAAGACAAGAAACAAAGGUUUCAGGAAAACAUAAACGGAAGAAGACAGACGACACAGAGGAAAGGCCAGAGGUUUUACCCAAAAAGUUAAAGAAACAGACAGUUCAGGCAGAGCCAGAGGAGAAGCCAGAGCAUGUGAAUGAGGAGGACUUGACACCAGAGGAGAAGAGGGUUCUGGAGAGGAAGAUGAAGAAGAUUUUAAAGAAAGAGGAGAAGAGGCGGAAACAAGAAGAGGGGAGCGGGGAGGAGAAGCAGGAGGACCAGAGCAAAUCAGCCGAGAGGGCGCUGGAGUAUCUCACAUGUUGGUCCGAGAGAAGAGAAGAGUGGAGGUUCAAGAAGAUCAGACAGACGUGGCUUUUGCAGCACAUGUAUGACACAGAAAAGGUGCCAGAUGCGUCCUUCUCAGUCAUGCUGGCCUACCUGGAGAACCUACGCGGGGCAGCGCGGGACGUGACCGUGGAGCAGGCGGAGGCCGUGGUGAAGGAAGACCAAGGGGACGCGUCCCAAAGCGCAGACCAGCAGAAACGCAUACAGAGAGCCCUGGAAGUAGUCCGGCUACUGGCCUAGGCCAGCAACAAUAAUAACAACAACAACAACAACACACACACGCACAUAAUAUAAAAUAAUUAAAAAAUAUUUUGUAUUGAA